UUCGUGCAGUACCCCAGUCUCUCCUGCAGGGUGUAGCCUGCACACGACACGUCUGUGAUGGAACGCACGCACACUCAGUCAGCCGUCUCAGACGCACACAGACCACAUCAUGGGUCCCUCUGCGGCCGCAGUCCGGACCAGCCGGCUCGCCGCGCUCUGCGCUCGGACUCUGCCGAGUUCCAAGCUCCACCACGGGGUGAGGACCAGCAGAGACCUGAACGUUCAGGCGGCCACCGAGGCGCAGAAGCUGAGGAGCAUUGAUGAUCUGCCCGGGCCCACUUUGACCACCACUUUGUACUGGCUGUUCGCCAAAGGAUACGCGGACAAGAGCCACUUACUGCAGGGCCUGCAGAAGAGUCUCUACGGGCCCAUCUGGCGCUCCAAGUUCGGCCCGUUCGACCUCGUCAAUGUGGCGUCUCCGGAGUUCAUAGCUCAGGUAAUCCAACAGGAGGGCCGCUACCCGGUGCGAGCCGAGCUGCCUCACUGGAAGGAGUACCGAGUGCUGAGAGGACAGGCCUACGGUCUGCAUGUGGACACGGGACCCGAGUGGCACAGAAUGCGCAGUGCCCUCAACCCCAAGAUGAUGAAGCUGCAGGAGGUGUCGGUCUUCGCCCCCGUCAUCAACCAGGUGGUCGGAGACCUGCUGCGCCGCAUCGAGCUCCUCCGAAGUCGCAGUCGGGACGGGGCCACCGUUUCAGAUAUGGCCGCCGAGCUGUACAAGUUCGGCUUUGAAGGUAUCUGCUCCAUCCUGUUUGAGACCAGGCUGGGCUGCCUGCUGGAGGAGAUCCCCAAAGACACGCUGCGCUUCAUCACCGGCGUCAACAACAUGCUGACGCUGUCCGAGACCGUGGUCCUCCUCCCCCACUGGAGCCGCGGCGUCCUCCCCUUCUGGAAACGCUUCGUCCAGGCCUGGGACGACCUCUACGACGUAGCCCGGACCCUCAUCGACAGGAGAGUUGCCGAAAUCGAAGCUCAGGUGUGCAGCGGCGAGCCGGUGGAGGGCAUGUACCUGACCUACCUGCUGUCCUCCGGCAAGCUGAGCAGAGCCGAGCUCUACAUCUGCAUCACCGAGAUGCUGCUGGGGGGAGUGGACACGACCUCCAACACGUUGUCGUGGGCGCUGUACCAUCUGGCGAGGGACCGCAGGGCUCAGGAUCGACUGUACGGCGAGGUGAAGUCGGUGUGUCCGGAUCGAUGGCAGCCGACCGCAGACAGCCUGACCAGCAUGCCGUACCUGAAGGCCGUCAUAAAGGAGACGUUACGCCUCUAUCCUGUGGUGCCCGGCAACGGACGCUUUAUCCCCGAGAAUGAGGUGGUCGUGGGAAACUACUGGUUCCCAAAGAAGACUCAGUUCCAUCUGUGUCACUACGCAGCCUGUCAUGAUGAGGAGCAGUUCACGGACGCCGAGCUCUUCGUCCCGGAGCGAUGGCUUCGAGCGGGGGUGCCAGGCAGCGGCUACUACCAGCACCACCCCUACAGCUUCAUCCCCUUCGGCGUGGGCGUGCGGGGCUGCGUGGGGAAGAGGGUGGCUGAGAUGGAGAUGUACUUCGCUCUGUCCAGGUUAAUGCAGCACUAUGAGGUCCAGCUUGAAGACGCCGCAGCGGUCGUGGAGCCCAAAACUCGAACUCUGCUCAUCCCCUCAAAGCCCAUCAACCUGCGCUUCCUGCCCCGAGCCUGAGGAGGGCGCCGGCGAGGCUCAGGUGUCCAGUCGGGACACGUUUGGGUUUGCGACGCUCAGCAGAAUGAUUCACGUCCCGCAGCUCGGGAGUCGGGACACGAGCGAGUCACAAAGACCUUCCUCAUGCUCACUCUGCUUUUUUAAAUUAUAUGUGCUGUUUAUGGCGAUGUGGCUGACCAAUCGCAGCCCAGCCUGAUGAGUAUUUUGUCUAAUCAUGUGCUCCUGCAGCACAUUCAUGUACAUUAAGGAGGGACGACAUUAAAGGUCCUCACUCUUUUAAUGGAGACUUGAACUGAACGCCCAGACUUUGCCUUCUGCAUGAUGACAAAUAAAGUCCCGUCAUGUCUUUGACAAGCCUAA
Molecule: messenger RNA, 2038 nt
Organism: Scatophagus argus
Lineage: Eukaryota; Metazoa; Chordata; Actinopteri; Scatophagidae
Product: sterol 26-hydroxylase, mitochondrial
Exons: 9
Coding region: 110-1678 (522 amino acids)
Biological process (GO): C21-steroid hormone biosynthetic process; cellular response to peptide hormone stimulus; cortisol metabolic process
Cellular component (GO): mitochondrial inner membrane
Molecular function (GO): heme binding; monooxygenase activity; oxidoreductase activity, acting on paired donors, with incorporation or reduction of molecular oxygen
Source: RefSeq, a predicted model, not a curated record